Molecule: messenger RNA, 500 nt
Organism: Paramuricea clavata
Lineage: Eukaryota; Metazoa; Cnidaria; Anthozoa; Malacalcyonacea; Plexauridae
Source: the annotation of a GenBank genome assembly
GGUGCAUAAAAAAAGAAACCGACGACGAUAGACGACAGAUCACGCAGAGGGCGGUAGACGUUGCCGAACAAGGCAUCGACGAUGCAAGGCUGGAAAUGGGACAAGUACCUAGGUCGGAAGAGGGAAAACACACGUACAAGGAAAUAGUAAGGGAAAACAACCGAACAGAAUUCGAAAGAUUCCGCGCGUGGGCAAAAGGAAACAUGGGAACGGUAGCCGCCAUUACCAUCUCCAUUGCCGGAAUUAUUACGACUGUGGUGGUGGCUGGAAAGAAAGCCAUUACGGGAGCAGCUAAUGGACUUGGAGCUGCCGGAAAAGCGUUGGCAAAGUUCGCAAAAGCUGCACUGCCAAUUCUGGUACCUAUUCUAAAUAUGUUAAGUACGAUCCUAAGUUGGGGAGCCAAGGGUCUUGCCUUUCUUGCCCGGAAUUUGUGGAUCGUAGCGAUUGUGAUUGCCGGAGCUAUAUUUAGGUACCUCCAAAACAGACGUAAAAAAAAGUAA